AAACUUUCACAUUAUAUCCAGUUAAAGCAACACUUUUAUCUCGACGUUUUAAAACACCUACCAAAAAUCUAAACGUAACUGUAAAGUUGAUAGGACUGCGUAGACGAGUCGGCGAGUAUCGAGUAUCAGAAACUUGGGUCAGUUUGCGCGAGAGUGUCAAUUGGAGAGGUUCACUCGCAAACUCUUUGAUAUAUAUAAAAAAUGGCAGAGGCUACAGGUGCUUCAAGUGUUAAUUCAAAGGUAGAAAUCGUCCGAGGACAAGCUUUCGAAGUGGGCCCGCGUUACACCAACUUGGCGUACAUCGGCGAAGGCGCUUACGGAAUGGUCGUAUCGGCAUAUGACACAGUAACAAAGACGAAGGUAGCAAUCAAGAAAAUAUCGCCUUUCGAACACCAAACGUACUGCCAGAGGACGCUGCGAGAAAUCAAAAUCCUUACACGGUUUAAACACGAAAAUAUUAUCGAUAUUCGAGAUAUUCUUAGGGCACUCGCCAUCGAUCAAAUGAAAGAUGUUUACAUUGUCCAGUGCCUCAUGGAAACCGAUCUUUACAAAUUACUAAAAUCACAGAGACUGAGUAACGACCACAUAUGUUACUUCCUCUACCAGAUACUGCGCGGCUUGAAAUACAUCCACUCAGCUAAUGUGCUACACAGAGAUUUAAAACCGAGCAAUUUACUACUCAACACAACCUGUGACCUUAAGAUUUGUGAUUUUGGAUUAGCUAGAGUAGCAGAUCCAGAUCACGAUCACACAGGGUUUUUAACGGAGUAUGUAGCAACAAGAUGGUAUAGGGCACCAGAAAUAAUGUUAAAUUCGAAGGGGUACACAAAAUCGAUCGAUAUUUGGUCAGUUGGAUGCAUAUUAGCGGAAAUGUUGUCAAACAGACCUAUAUUUCCUGGAAAACAUUACCUUGACCAACUUAAUCACAUUUUAGGUGUGUUAGGAUCGCCUUCACAAGAAGAUCUCGAUUGUAUAAUAAACGAAAAAGCUAGAGGUUACCUUCAAUCUUUACCAUUUAAACCAAAAGUACCCUGGGUAAAACUUUUCCCAACAGCAGAUCCAAAAGCUUUAGAUUUAUUGGAUAAAAUGUUAACAUUUAAUCCUCAUAAAAGAAUUGGAGUUGAAGAGGCGUUGGCACACAAGUAUUUGGAACAGUAUUACGAUCCUGCAGAUGAGCCUGUUGCUGAAACACCAUUCCGCUUGGAUACAGAAUUAGAUGAUCUUCCAAAAGAAGUUUUGAAGCGAUUAAUAUUCGAAGAAACACUCGUUUUUAAGCAACGGGGGAAUCAAGAUCAUGCAUAGUCAUUCGAGAUAAACGUAUAAAAUACAAAUAAAAGGAAACUCAGAAAUUUUCUUUGUAAAAUAAAAAAAAAGUUAAGACACACAUAAGAUUUUUUCGACCGUUGUUUAAUGUUAACAGUUGUUGUGAAUCUUCUGGUUGUCAUACAUUUAAUAAUAAUCAUAUUAAAAAAAUACAAAAAUAUCAAAAUGAAAAAACGGAACGUUAAGGUUUUAUUUUUUUCAGUGAUAUCUAUGUGUAUUAUAAAAUAUAAAAAGUGUAAGGAAAAAGAUAUAUAUAGGAGUUUGAAACCAAUAAUAAUGAAGCGAGAAUUUAAACAUUAAAAAAAGCGAAGAGAAAAAUUAAAUGAAAUCAAAGUCUAUUUUUGAAAAUUAGUUUUUGUAACUUGAUGAAGUGAAAAAUAUAACACUAAAGUAAGUACAACAUUGUGAGAUGCUAGUACAACUGAGCGAACGCUUUUCCUUUUUAUAAAUAAAGUAACAAAAACCUUUAUUCCUUCCUCCCCCAUCGCCGUCGACCUUUUAAUUCCACUUAAAAAAUCGAGAGAAAGAAGUUAA
This is a messenger RNA of Onthophagus taurus, 1857 nucleotides long. It is a transcript of the gene rl, whose product is annotated as Mitogen-activated protein kinase rl. Gene Ontology annotation, biological process: protein phosphorylation. Gene Ontology annotation, molecular function: ATP binding; MAP kinase activity. The record is from RefSeq and is a predicted model, not a curated record. Lineage: Eukaryota; Metazoa; Arthropoda; Insecta; Coleoptera; Scarabaeidae.